AUGAAGCUGUUUUCCACACGCCUUCUUCACCUGCCUGACUCGUUCGGGCAGCUGGGGAAGCUGAAGGAGCUGACCAUAUACGAAUGCUACGACCUAUUUGAGCUCCCCGCCUCGUUCACCAACCUCUCUUCAUUAGAGACCCUACUCAUCUAUGGUGGAUCCUCGCUCAUAGACUUGCCCCUGGGUUUCGAGAAUCUGUCAAAGCUACGUCGACUAGAGCUGCUAAACUGCGCCAUGCCGUACCUCCCUGAUAGGUUCGGGGAGCUGCUGAGCCUGGAGAUUCUCAUACUUCAAACGACUGACACGUACAAAAGAAUCGGGGUUAAUUUCGAACCCGCCUCACGGCCCGCUCAUCUGGGGUAUGAGAGCGAAGGCGAGGAGUUCGAACUGGACGGAUCCUGCUCCCUGCGUGCCUUUCCUGGGACCUUCAGCUUGCUCACGCGCCUUGAGCAGCUGAUCAUAGACGGGUGUGAGAUGCUGGAGGAGCUGCCAAGCGGCAUGGGCAAUCUGCGCAGCCUGAAGGUCCUGAAAGUGGAGAACUGCAAGCGGCUGAAGUCAGCCCACUACCUCCCAGAAUCCUUCCUUUCCCUGGACCGCCUUCUCCACUUGAACCUAUACGACCUCCGAUCCCUCACGCACCUUAUAGCCCCACCAGCCCUCUCCCAAACCCCAGACAGAGCCGAAGCUGACAAGAAAUUCACACCUCAUGCUCCUCUGCCUGUGCUUCCCAGGAUGCCUGGAUCGAUAGGGCAGGCUGGAUUGGGGCGCCUGUCGUCUCUGGUGCACCUUCACAUUGUGAACACCAACCUCCCCGCACUCCCGGAAAACCUAGGCGAUCUGAAAGAGCUAGCAGUAUUGCUGCUAGAGAAGUGCCAUGCCAUCACAUCCCUCCCCUCCUCCAUGGUUACCCUUCCCAAACUGCAGCAGAUCAAUCUCAAGACCCUUCCUCUGCUGACUCACCUGCCCGAGAAUCUCGGGCAGCUGAAGGCACUCAAUGAGUUGGGUUUGGAUUCCUGUAAAAGCCUAGAGAACCUUCCAUCUUCCUUCACUCUGCUCUCCUCCCUUAUAAUGCUUAGCAUAAUCAACUGUCCUAAGAUUACUUGUCUUCCAGAUUCCCUUUCCUCUUUCACCUGCCUUUCCUCUCUGAAACUCAAUCGUCUGCCCAAGCUACGUUUUCUCCCAUCUCCAUUCUCCCUCCCAUCACUUGUCCAAGUCUCGCUGCAAGGAUGCAAGGCGCUGAGGGCUCUGCCCAGCGACUUGGGCAGUUUGUCUUGUCUGAGGGAGGUGGAUCUGGACGUGUGUACUCAACUGAAGGAGCUGCCAGGAUCGCUGGUGGAUAGAGUGAAUGUGAUUCAAGUGAAGGGUUCUUGGGGAAAGAGCUGCUACUAG
This is a messenger RNA of Closterium sp. NIES-65, 1389 nucleotides long. NCBI's taxonomy places the organism in Eukaryota, Viridiplantae, Streptophyta, Zygnematophyceae, Desmidiales, Closteriaceae. The record is from the annotation of a GenBank genome assembly.